AGGACUUCGGCCUUUCAGACUUAUUGCUGAAUAGGCUUUUUUUGGCUGAGUGAGCAUGCAAGAUAAAACAUGACCUCUUUGAAAGGAAUAGCAAAUGCUUUCAUUGAUAGCAAAGCUCAGGAGUUGUUUCAGCUGAGUGAUAAACUUUGGAAGAAUCCAGAACUUGCAUUCAAGGAGUUCAAGGCUCAUGAAUUACUGACAAACUUCCUUGAAAAAGAAGGUUUCACUGUGGAACGCUCCUACACUGGUAUCGAAACAGCUUUCAGGGCCACCUUUGGCUCUGGGAGACCCAAUGUGUGUGUGAUCUGUGAAUAUGAUGCUCUGCCUGAAAUCGGUCAUGCAUGUGGACACAACCUCAUAGCAGAGGCUGGAGUUGCUGCUGGUUUGGGUUUGAAAGCUGUUCUGGAAUCAAGUGAUGCCCCAAAGGGAAUGUUAACGAUUAUGGGCACCCCAGCAGAAGAAGGUGGAGCAGGGAAAGUGUUCUUGAUUGAGAAUGGAGCAUUUGUUGACAUUGAUAUUUCAAUGAUGGUGCACCCGUUCCCAUCCACAAUUGUUCAACCUAGCAUGAUUGCUGUGAAACAGCUCGACGUGACAUACACUGGCAAGGCGGCCCAUGCUGCUGCGUUUCCCUGGGAGGGAGUGAACGCAAUGGAUGCAGCUGUGAUGGCCUACACCUCUAUCUCUGCCCUCAGACAGCAAAUGAAGCCAACUUGGAGAGUCCAUGGAAUCAUCACCAACGGAGGAGCCAAACCAAACAUCAUACCAGAGAAAAGUGUGGUGUCAUACAAUAUUCGAGCACCUACCAGUACUGAACUUGAAACUUUAGCCGAAAAAGUGACGAAGUGUUUUGAAGCAGCAGCCACAGCAACUGGAUGUCAAAUUGAAAUCAGGGAACCAAAUCCAAUGUAUUUGAACCUCAAGAGCAACCCUUUUAUGUCCGAUCUGUAUUUUAAAAACGCAACUGAGCUUGGUUUUACAGAAAUGUCUAUGGAAGCUGAAGUCUCUGCUUCUACUGACAUGGGUAAUGUUUCACAUAUUGUACCCUCGAUUCAUCCUUGCUAUGCUAUCGGCUCUGGGGAAGUGAACCACACUCGAGAAUUCACUGCUGUGGCCAACACCCCUGAGGCGCACACAGCUACUCUGACUGCUGCCAAAGCCAUGGCUCACACAUGCAUCGAUGUGCUCACUACUGGCGGAAUGUUGGAGAAGAUAAAACUUUUAAAAAAUUAAUGUUUUACUAGAUCGAAAAAAGCAUGUAACACCUUUAAUAGUGUGGAUAUUAUUUUAUUUGUCUUUCUGUAGCUAUAAUUAUAGGGUAUAAAUUUUGAUUACUGGUUUGCUGCACUGGA
Molecule: messenger RNA, 1349 nt
Organism: Halichondria panicea
Lineage: Eukaryota; Metazoa; Porifera; Demospongiae; Suberitida; Halichondriidae
Product: xaa-Arg dipeptidase-like
Exons: 1
Coding region: 70-1230 (386 amino acids)
Molecular function (GO): dipeptidase activity
Source: RefSeq, a predicted model, not a curated record